AUGAACAGUAAUAAAAAAAAAUUGGCUGGAGCCAUGAUUAAGCAUAAAUGUGAUAAUAACUACUUUUUUCUCCCUCCAUAUCUAGUGAAAACCUACAUCAUGUUCUUAUCAGAAACUGGGAAUCAAACAUCUGUUACAGAAUUCAUAUUACUAGGAUUUUUAAAUAUUACACAUGGAAGGAACUUCUUCACCAUCCUUUUCCUUACUAUGUAUAUUAUCUGCAUUUCAGGGAAUUCAUUCAUAAUUACUGUAACUAUGUUAAAUCGAUCUCUCCAUACACCCAUGUAUUUUUUCCUUGGCAAUCUUUCUUUCUUGGAUAUUUGUUAUAUCUCUGUGACUGUACCAAAAAUGUUAGCAAGUCUUUGGGUGCAGUGUCCCAUCAUUUCUUUGACAGAUUGUAUAGCACAGCUUUAUUUCCUUGUUGCCUUAAUGGGCACUGAAGGAUUCCUACUUGCCUUCAUGGCUCUUGACCGCUAUUUUGCUAUAUGCUGCCCUUUGGUCUACACCAGACUCAUGACUAAAUGCACCUGUCUCCAGCUAGCUACCAUAUCUUGGGUUUGUGGUUUUGUAAAUUCUUCUCUCCAUACAACACUCACGUUCCGUUUGUCAUUCUGCCAGUCUAAUAGGAUUAGUCACUUUUUCUGUGACAUCCCCCCAUUAUUGAGUAUCUCAUGCUCUGAUAUAUUAUUUAAUAAAGUUGCUAUUUUCACAGUUGGCAUAUUUAUAGGUCUUAGCCCUUUCUUUUUAACAUUGGUCUCUUAUGCAUUCAUCCUUCAUGCUAUUAUGAGCAACGACCACAAAGGACGGCAUCACAAAGCCAUUUCUACUUGUGCAUCUCACAUUCUAGUUGUGAUUCUGUUUUAUGGCUCUGCUAUCUUCACAUAUUUCAAUCCCACAUCUACUCAUUCAUUUGAAAAAUAUCAGCUUGUGGGGGUUUUAUAUAAUAUUUUGACUCCCACACUCAAUCCCAUAAUCUACAGUUUACGGAACAAGGAAGUGAAACUGGCUCUGAAGAAAUUGAUGUGUCUGAGAUAA
Messenger RNA from Thamnophis elegans (Western terrestrial garter snake), 1035 nucleotides. RefSeq names its product olfactory receptor 5V1-like. The transcript has a single exon. The coding region runs from base 1 to 1035 and encodes 344 amino acids. Gene Ontology annotation, biological process: G protein-coupled receptor signaling pathway. The record is from RefSeq and is a predicted model, not a curated record. Gene Ontology annotation, molecular function: olfactory receptor activity; G protein-coupled receptor activity. NCBI's taxonomy places the organism in Eukaryota, Metazoa, Chordata, Lepidosauria, Squamata, Natricidae. Gene Ontology annotation, cellular component: membrane.